Periophthalmus magnuspinnatus is the source of this 1661-nucleotide messenger RNA. RefSeq names its product tripartite motif containing 110 (gene trim110). Lineage: Eukaryota; Metazoa; Chordata; Actinopteri; Gobiiformes; Gobiidae. The record is from RefSeq and is a predicted model, not a curated record. The transcript is spliced from 8 exons. Bases 131 to 1639 code for a protein of 502 amino acids. Gene Ontology annotation, molecular function: zinc ion binding; protein binding.
AAGCGGACACCAGGAUGUAGAGACUUCCUACAGGAUUAACUCCCUAAGCACUCCAGUGCUGCUUAGCAAUGGCCAAGGAGUCACAGCGCUGGGUCAUCAACAGUUUCUGCCUCUCAGGUGCUGACUCACAAUGGCCUCGGUGGAGGAAGACCUCUCUUGUUCUGUAUGCCGGGACAUCUUCAACCAAUCUCAGCCUUUGCCAUGUGGACACAGCUUUUGCUCGUCAUGUAUCCGUGAGGCAUGGAUUGACUGCAAACGCCUCGCCUGCCCACAGUGCCAGGAUGAGCCAUGUGAGGUGCUAUGUGACUGCUGCCCUCUUGAGGCAGCAAAGGCAUUGGCUGUGAAGACCUGCUUGAGAUGUGAAGUGUCACUGUGUGCCCAGCAUUUACAGCCUCAUUUGGAGCGACCAGUGUUUAGCAGCCACCUUUUAGUGGAUCCACUGAGUGACCUCUCCCUACGAAGAUGUCCUGCUCAUUCAGAGAUAUACCGUUAUUACUGCACUGAUGAGCGUGUGUAUGUGUGCGGGGAUUGUCUGCUGGAUGGGAGCCACGCACAGCACCAAGUUAAGGCCUUGAAGCAGGUGGAGGACGAUCUGAAGGCCAUUCUCAAUGUGCUGCUUCAAAAGGUGGAAGACAAAAUACAAAAUGGAGAAAAAAUUCUCAAAGAACAUGAAAACAGUGAUUGCACUAUAAUUGAGUCGUUGAAGGAGGAUGAUGCCCAAGUGGAGCGCAUGGGCACAGACCUGGAGGCCCAAGUGAAAUCCCUGGUCAUGUCUCUAAGAGAGCUGACCGAGAGACAGAGGCAGCAGAUCAUCAAACGCGUCCACCAAGACUGCACCAAACUGAGACGGGACAUGAGCCAGACACAGAGCAUCCAGGAGUACCUGUCCGCUCUGCAGGCAGAAACAGACCCCUACCUGCUCAUUUGGGCUUUUCAGUCAGAUGACACAAAACUUUUAUCUGACUUGAACAGCCCUCCAUUCAAUCCUGACCCCAUCAGUUUGGACAGGAAGCCCGUCUUAGAGGAAAUAGAGAGAAGGUACAGAGAGUUCAUCACAUCCACUCUGCGCAGCCUCAGUGAACUCAAGAGGGAGCUGUUGACCAGUCCGUUAACCCUGGACUUGAACACAGCUCAUCCUCUUCUGAAAGUUGCAGAGGACCUCCACUCUGUCACUCGAAUUAACACUCGCCUGUCCCACCUGCCUCACCCUGAACGCUUUGACCACUGGCCCCAGGUCCUCACUGUUCAAUCCGUCUCCACUGGGACACACUAUUGGGAACUGGAGGCUGAGGGCUUCUGGGACAUUGGAAUAUGCUACAAAAGUAUCGGCAGAAAGGGGAAACAGGGCAAUGCCUUUGGGAACAACAAGGUUUCUUGGAGCUUAAAUCAGCAGCACGACAGGAAACUGGCUGCUUGGCACAACCGUAAAAAGACCCGCCUCAUGCACCAAAUGACUGGGAGUCGAGUGGCAGUAGCGCUGGACUACUGUGCAGGCACCAUCACCUUCUCUGAGGUGGGACCCUUUGGAAACCUCACACACAUUCACACUUUCUCAGCAUCUCUCACCGAGCCUGUGUGUCUGGGCUUCGGACUCUACAAAGCUGAGCUCAACAGUCGGAUAUCCAUUGUCAAAAUUUAAGUUUUCCAAAAAAUGUUUUGGA